This is a messenger RNA of Tricharina praecox, 1996 nucleotides long. RefSeq lists its product as uncharacterized. NCBI's taxonomy places the organism in Eukaryota, Fungi, Ascomycota, Pezizomycetes, Pezizales, Pyronemataceae. The record is from RefSeq and is a predicted model, not a curated record. The coding region runs from base 317 to 1894 and encodes 525 amino acids. The transcript is spliced from 2 exons.
CUCCGAAAUCCCCGCCUGCGACUGCUGAACCCGUGCCUGACCAGCGACCAACACGCCUCAAGCGCACGCACUAUUCACACCUUCAAGGACUCGCGGCGGAAACCUGAAAUUCGCCACACCCGCGGGCCCGCCCCCCCCCUCCCCAUUCUAAGCCUGACCAGCCCAUCGCUGUACGGCACUCGUACACUCCUCCCCACCUACCCACCGCACUUACUCGACUUACGCACAUUGCACACUCGCUCACUACCGUGCCCAGGAGCACCCGGUUCAAAGUCGCGUCUAACAAAAGAAAAAAAGCAGACGAGUCCCGUGACAAAUGAGUAAACGUCCCGAAAAAACCCACUACGUCCCGCCAGGUCGCCGCCCACACAAAACACCCGGUGUCUCGGUCGUGGCUGCCGCCGCUGCUGGUUCCCACCACUCACCCGCGACCACCCCCAGGAUCGCGCCACCUCCACCUGCUGCCAUUCCUCCCUCCUCUACGACCACCCCCCUCGCUCAGGCCCCCCUGCGUCCCACCGUGGCUGCGCAUACCCCGAGCUAUAUCAAUACCGCAUCUGCCACUCGCAACUCCCGCAACCACCCCACAACCUCCACAUCACACGCCGCCGCACACGCACAACUUCAACAAUAUUCACCACCACCACCUUCGACACAUUCUCAUCUCGAAUCGUCCAUCACCCCAGCUUCUCCACCACACACGCACACCCAUCCUCGAAAUACAACCACCACUACCAACAAUAAUACAUACACAUCCGACGCAAUGCGGUCCGGCCAUCCUUCACCGCACAUGCGCACCAUCGUCCCGCGUCGCGACUCCUACGAUGUUGGAAUUGCCCCUGGAAACGGUCAUCACCGUGUAGAGGUAAUUUACUAUCCUUCUACAUACGCUGCCCUCUCGUCGUCGUCUCUCUCUCCUGGCAUAGUCUGUUGCUGCUUCUGCUGCCGGGUUGGCGCGGCAUGUUCUGCACUUCCUGUCGCUAUCAGGCUGUUGCCCGUUCCCCAACCGAACCCAGCCUUGCACUUGCUUCGUCAGCCUCACGACAUGCCCAACUCCACAUGCGGCAGUAGGGCAGUGCAGCCUUCAGAGUCGACGCAGCACCCAACUCCCAACGCCCAAUAUGACAGAGCUAACUUUAGCGACGCACAGGUCCGCGAUCUUAGAUCCAACGAUUUCCCUGUUUACCGCAGCGACCGCAUCGAGAGCUCUCCGCGUCUGUCGCAUGCAACAAAAUACGACGGAUCGCAUCUCGGACGUAGCGCUCGCAAUUACGACGAUCGUUACGGCGAUGUUCGUCCCACCUUCAGAGGUAAGGCGCAGUAUCAGGCUCCGAGCCCAAUGAUGGCGCCCGUACGCAUCCUGCGUAAUCCCGACCGCGAGAGAGAACGCGCGCGCGAAAGCCGUGACGAGUUCGUCGAGGAACAUGGUUCUCGCCAGUUCAUCACUCGUGCCGAGCCGCGCGCAUACCCUGCUGCUGCUCCCCUCGGUCCCUCGAAGGCGAGAUUUCUCGGCGACAGCAUUCACACUCUGGCUCCGGCGACCUCUCUCAGUGAACGCUGCGAGCGUUACAUCAAAACUCUUCACCCCGAGCGGCCAGAUCCCCCUACUCAGGAUGAGCCGUAUGAGUAUCCUUACACCCAGCCCUGCGAUCCUACUACCCUCCCCGAGAUCAAGAACGGACGCAACUUUCCGAUCCCCGCCGAUAUGGAGAGGCCGGUCUACGUCACUGAGAGUAUCCGCACACCCUCAAUCGAGCAUGAUUAUUUCGUGCCCGGUUCCAAGAUCCGUCCCGAGAAGCGUCGUCGUCAUAGACCCCGCCGCCGCGACGAAUACGACGAGGCCUCCAGCAUCGGCGAGGAUUGCGCCCGUCGCAUGUACCGUCUCCACACGUAGAGCGGACACCACUUAGAUGCCUAUAUCGCUAGAACCGGAAGGAAAGAUGAAAUCGGGCGACAAAGAAGAGAUGGGACUGAACGAAAAAAGGUAAUUACUGGC